GGAGCUGGGAUGCGGCUGCCGGCGCCUGAGCCGAGGAGCUGCCCUAGGCGAGCUUUCUAGCCCGACUCGACGAAGGGGUGACCAGGCGGCGACAGGUUUCACUCGGCGGCCGCGCGAUGCAGCGGGCGGCGGCGCUGGUCCGGCGGGGCUGCUGCCCCCGGCCCCUCGGCCCCUGGGGCCGUAGUCAGAGCAGCGCGGCCGCCGAGGCCUCGGCGGUGCUCAAAGUGCGGCCCGAGCGGAGCCGGCGCGAGCGCAUCCUUACGCUCGAGUCCAUGAACCCGCAGGUGAAGGCGGUGGAGUACGCGGUGCGGGGACCUAUCGUGCUCAAGGCCGGCGAGAUCGAGCUCGAGCUGCAGCGGGGUAUCAAAAAACCGUUCACUGAGGUCAUCCGUGCCAACAUCGGGGACGCCCAGGCCAUGGGCCAGCAGCCAAUCACCUUCCUGCGACAGGUGAUGGCACUGUGCACCUACCCGAACCUGUUGGACAGCCCCAGCUUCCCAGAAGAUGCUAAGAAACGAGCCCGGCGCAUCCUACAGGCUUGCGGUGGGAACAGCCUGGGCUCUUACAGUGCUAGCCAGGGUGUCAACUGCAUCCGUGAAGAUGUAGCUGCCUACAUCACCAGGAGAGAUGGCGGUGUACCUGCAGACCCGGAUAACAUUUACCUGACCACUGGAGCUAGUGAUGGCAUUUCUACGAUCCUGAAGAUCCUGGUCUCCGGGGGUGGCAAGUCACGGACAGGCGUGAUGAUCCCCAUCCCGCAGUACCCACUCUACUCAGCGGUCAUCUCUGAACUCGAUGCCAUCCAGGUGAACUAUUACCUGGAUGAGGACAACUGCUGGGCCCUGAAUGUGAACGAGCUCCGGCGAGCCGUGCAGCAAGCCAAAGAGCACUGUAACCCCAAGGUGCUGUGCAUCAUCAACCCCGGGAACCCCACAGGUCAGGUGCAGAGCAGAAAGUGCAUAGAAGAUGUGAUUCACUUUGCCUGGGAGGAGAAGCUCUUUCUCCUGGCUGAUGAGGUGUACCAGGACAAUGUGUACUCCCUGGACUGCAAAUUCCACUCCUUUAAGAAGGUGCUUUAUGAGAUGGGGCCUGAGUACUCCAGCAACGUGGAGCUCGCUUCCUUCCAUUCCACCUCCAAGGGCUACAUGGGCGAGUGUGGCUACAGAGGAGGCUACAUGGAGGUGAUCAACCUGCACCCUGAAAUCAAGGGCCAGCUGGUGAAGCUGCUCUCGGUGCGUCUUUGCCCGCCAGUGUCUGGGCAGGCUGCCAUGGACAUCGUUGUGAACCCCCCGGUGCCAGGAGAGGAAUCCUUCGAGCAGUUCAGCAGGGAGAAAGAGUCCGUCUUGGGUAAUUUGGCCAAAAAAGCUAAACUGACAGAAGACAUGUUUAACCAAGUCCCAGGAAUUCACUGCAACCCCUUGAUGGGGGCCAUGUACGCCUUUCCUCGAAUUUUCAUCCCUGCGAAAGCCGUGGAGGCAGCUCAGGCCCGUAAGAUGGCCCCUGACAUGUUCUACUGCAUGAAGCUCCUGGAGGAGACGGGCAUCUGUGUCGUGCCUGGCAGCGGCUUCGGGCAGAGGGAAGGCACCUACCACUUCAGAAUGACCAUUCUUCCUCCGGUCGAGAAACUAAAGACGGUUCUACAGAAGGUGAAGGACUUUCACAUAAAGUUCCUGGAGGAGUAUGCGUGAGGACUCCUUGGGCCCCAGAGGGAGACCGGGCCCUCGGCCUGCCUCCUGAUAUGCCCGCCCAGCCCAGCCCAGACUCGCCUCCCGCAGCGACUCCGCCUCAGGCCUUACAAAGGUCACUGGUCGCUUUCAUCAUCAUUUUGCCCCAGGAGACUUCUUUCUUUGUGCCUUGAUGUUGGGAGCACCUCUCUUCUGAGCAAAUGUGAAUCGGGGAUGCCUCAGAAGCCCUGUUUUUUUGAUGCAGCCAAAGUAGAGGGGACUCGCUCAGCGUUACGUGGUAGUGUUCUCCGAAUCUGUUGUUGUUGCUUGUGGAAAAUUCAUUUGGGGUUUAAAACAGCCUGGGUGUGUUGGGUGAGCUGCUUCAGGUUAGCAGAAACAAGGCAUCAGGAAUUGUAUAACUUAACCACGAUGAGGACUGGAAAUCCCAAACUCACCGCCAUGAUCUGUGAAAUAAAACUCUUAGCGGUGUGAAAAUCUAUUCCUUCCAA
Budorcas taxicolor (takin) is the source of this 2173-nucleotide messenger RNA. RefSeq names its product glutamic--pyruvic transaminase 2 (gene GPT2). Lineage: Eukaryota; Metazoa; Chordata; Mammalia; Artiodactyla; Bovidae. The record is from RefSeq and is a predicted model, not a curated record. Gene Ontology annotation, molecular function: L-alanine:2-oxoglutarate transaminase activity; pyridoxal phosphate binding. Gene Ontology annotation, biological process: biosynthetic process. Bases 117 to 1688 code for a protein of 523 amino acids. The transcript has 12 exons.